AUGAACCUUCUUCUGUUGAAGAUAGUGGCUAUCACUGUUAUCAUACCGGAUAUUCUCAGUCAGAACGAUGGUACUGAUUCUACAACUUCUUCACCCUCAUUGGAUUGUGGUUACCUGAAUAACUCGUAUACUUCUGUCGGGGGCAUGACUUAUAACGGUGAAUGUUGUAACUCGGGAGCAGUUAAUUAUAUGGAAACAGAGAAUCCAGGGUGGAGAACCAAUCAACAGGAACUGCAAACAUACAUGCUCCUAUUGUUUACUGGAGGUUAUUGUAACUCCACAGUAGAGCAAUCUACUGCAGUACUAACCUCUACGACUACUGUACCAGAAACCACUACUACUGUGAAAAAAAUAAAGUUUGGCCAAGGAUUUUCAAAAAAAAAUUUCGCGCCCAAAACGCUUUAG
Caenorhabditis remanei is the source of this 405-nucleotide messenger RNA. RefSeq lists its product as uncharacterized. The coding region runs from base 1 to 405 and encodes 134 amino acids. The record is from RefSeq and is a predicted model, not a curated record. The transcript has a single exon. Lineage: Eukaryota; Metazoa; Nematoda; Chromadorea; Rhabditida; Rhabditidae.